AAUAAACAAUCCCGCCGUUGCCGCUGCCUCCGGGACCUUUCAGCGCCUGACGGAAGGCCCCCAUUCCCCCCCUCCCUCCCACGGCUCUCCUUUAGCCUCUUCUCCCCCGCCGGGCUCGCUUGACCCCUUUAAGAGAAGCACAAGCGCCCUCCCCCUUUCCUCCCUUGUCCUCCUUCGUUCCCGGAACUCCGGCAGUGACAGCGGCGGCCGUGGGACGGCUGCUGCGCCCGCUCCCCGCCUGCCUCCCAUGGUGCGGCGGUGGCCGGCAGCGGCCGUGCCUUCUGAGGCGGCCUCGCUGCUGCUUCUGCUGCUGCUGUAGCAGCCGUCGCCGCCAUGAACAGUGGCGGCCUCCCCUGCUCCUCUCCGGUGGCCCCCGCCGCGGCGGUAGUAGGGCCGCCCCCCGGGCCGGGAGUUCCGGCGUCGGUGGCGUCGGUCCCCGGCGGGCUGAAGCUCAAGUUCUGCCGCUACUACGCCAAGGACAAGACGUGCUUUUACGGCGAGGAAUGCCAGUUCCUGCACGAGGAGCCCGGCGGAGCUUCCGCCGCCUGUCCCGGCCCUCCGCCGCCGGUCGCCCUCGGUGGGCUUCCGCUUGGGCUCCCUCCUGGCCCCGCUGCUCCUUCCGUCGCCGUGGCCGCCUCGCCGGGGCACGGCGGUAGCGCUGGCUACCCGGGACACGGGGUAGCGGCGCCUGGAGCGGGGCCUAAGAAACCCCCCGAGCUGCUGGGAGGAGGAGCAGGCGGCGGCGGGGGGCUGGACGGACCCCGGCUGGCCAUUCCGGGUAUAGAUGGGAGUGCCCUGGCUGAAGCUAGUCUUACAGACUCCUAUUUCAGCACCAGUUUUGUUGGAGUCAAUGGGUUUGGAAGUCCUGCAGAAUCAAAGUAUCCUAUGAUGCAGAGGAUGACAAAUAGCAGCAGUUCACCUAGCCUUCUUAAUGACAGUGCCAAGCCAUAUGCAGGCCAUGAUCCUCUUACUUCACCUAGUUCAUCCUUGUUUAAUGAUUUUGCUGCCCUCAGCUUAUCUCAAAGAAGAAAACCAAGAAAGUAUCGACUGGGGAUGCUGGAAGAGAGGAUAGUUCCGGUGGGAUCAAAGGCACGGAAAUCAAAGAACACUAUUGGCUGCUUGGCUGACAGGUGUAAAACAGGAGUACCCAUCAAUAUGGUUUGGUGGAACAGAGUCACAGAAAACAAUUUACAGACGCCAAAUCCCACUGCAAGUGAGUUUAUUCCUAAAGGAGGAUCAAACUCCCGACUUGGUAAUAUGUCACACUCAAAUAUAUCUGCCUUCUCUCAAGCCUUGUUCUCUCAUCCUUCCAUGGGAAAUCCUGCAAAUCCUGGGUUAGCUCCAGGAAUGUCACUGUCAGCAGGAUCUUCACCCCUUCAUUCUCCUAAAAUCACGCCUCACACAUCUCCUGCUCCUAGACGAAGAAGUCACACUCCCAACCCAGCAAAUUAUAUGGUGCCUACUAGUGCCUCUACACCAGUUACAAAUGCUGUCUCGCAGCCCCCCACAACUGGCCAAGUGAUUCAGAAAGAAACUGUGGGUGGAACAACCUAUUUCUAUACUGACACAACUCCAGCACCUCUAACUGGAAUGGUAUUCCCAAAUUAUCACAUUUACCCUCCAACCGCACCUCAUGUUGCUUAUAUGCAACCAAAAGCUAAUGCACCUUCCUUCUUCAUGGCUGAUGAACUCAGACAGGAGCUGAUCAACAGACACUUAAUUACAAUGGCUCAGAUAGAUCAAGCAGAUAUGCCUGCUGUCCCAACAGAAGUUGACAGCUACCACAGCCUUUUCCCUUUAGAACCACUGCCACCACCCAAUCGGAUACAGAAAACAAGCAACUUUGGGUACAUAACAUCAUGCUACAAAGCUGUAAAUAGCAAAGAUGAUCUGCCAUAUUGCCUUCGGAGGAUACAUGGUUUUCGUCUUGUUAAUACAAAAUGCAUGGUAUUAGUUGACAUGUGGAAAAAAAUCCAGCAUUCAAAUAUCAUAACAUUGCGAGAAGUAUUCACCACUAAAGCAUUUGGAGAGCAUUCUCUUGUGUUUGCAUAUGAUUUCCAUGCUGGAGGAGAGACUAUGAUGAGCAGGCAUUUCAAUGAUCCCAGUGCUGAUGGCUACUUCACAAAACGGAAGUGGGGUCAGCAUGAUGGACCUCUGCCCCGACAACAUGCAGGGUUGCUGCCCGAGUCCCUGAUUUGGGCCUACAUUGUGCAGCUUAGCUCGGCAUUGCGGACUAUUCAUACAGCAGGAUUGGCCUGUCGAGUAAUGGAUCCCACAAAGAUUCUAGUGACAGGCAAAACAAGGUUGAGAGUGAAUUGCGUUGGCGUCUUUGAUGUAUUAACAUUUGAUAACAGCCAAAAUAAUCCUUUGGCUCUAAUGGCCCAAUAUCAGCAAGCAGAUUUGAUCUCUCUUGGGAAGGUUGUGCUGGCUUUGGCUUGCAAUUCUUUGGCAGGAAUUCAGAGAGAGAAUUUGCAGAAAGCAAUGGAACUGGUGACAAUCAACUAUUCCUCUGAUUUGAAGAAUCUUAUUUUAUAUUUGCUGACUGACCAAAACAGGCUUCGAAGUGUAAAUGAUAUAAUGCCUAUGAUUGGUGCAAGAUUCUAUACUCAGUUGGAUGCUGCCCAAAUGAGGAACGAUGUUAUAGAAGAGGAUCUUGCAAAGGAAGUUCAGAAUGGAAGAUUAUUUCGUCUUCUUGCAAAAUUGGGAACAAUCAAUGAAAGACCAGAGUUCCAGAAGGAUCCAACAUGGUCGGAAACUGGAGACAGGUAUCUCCUGAAGCUUUUUAGGGAUCAUCUUUUCCAUCAGGUGACAGAAGCGGGUACUCCUUGGAUUGAUCUCAGUCACAUUAUCUCUUGUCUUAACAAGUUAGAUGCUGGUGUGCCAGAAAAAAUAAGCCUCAUUUCCAGAGAUGAGAAGAGUGUCCUUGUGGUGGCAUACAGCGACCUAAAACGCUGCUUUGAAAAUACUUUUCAGGAACUGAUUGCAGCCACAAACGGCCAGUUGUAGUGUUUGCAGACAAGCAUGCAGGACAUUGCUGAGGAACAGAACCAAGCGCAAAUUGCACUACAACAGAUUGUCAUCAUCUCAUUUCAUAUUUUGGGAAACAAAACACCAUGAGAUGGUGCAACUUUGGUCAGGUACACUGUUACUUGAAGGGAAGAAUGUUUUUGCUUACCCUGGAGCUCUGGCUGCCAUUGGAGGCUUUAUCUGUGAAGAAUUUAUUUUAAAGGAGCACAUCAAGAGCAUGAUGCUCCUGCUUUUAUUUUUUUUCCACUUGUAUAUGCACUAAUUUUAAUUUUUAAAGACUUUCUGAUCCCUGAUAUUUUGCCACAUUGGAUCUUACUAAGGGAAUCUCUUUGCAAAGACAUUUCUGGGAUAUUUUUUUUUUUUUUGCCACUGAAUAUACUGCAAUCUAUUGGUUUUGAUAUUAUUUGCACUCCAAAUACUAUAAAGGACCAGGUAAAUAAUUUCAUAGAAAUUGUGUUCUGUAAAUUACAGUGUAGCUUGUAACCUCUGUAAAACUGUAUAAGAUGCCAUCCACUGUUUGAUUAAUUAAUCAAACGAGAAGAUGAGUAUUUAAAGACAAAAAAAUCAAGUAAAAUAUCUCAGAAACAUCAUAUACAAAAUCCCUUUUAUUUGGCUGAAGCUUUGUCAAAGCGAAACAGCACCAUUUUGAGUUGUGUACUGUACUUUCUGGGGUAAGCCCAAUUUGUUCUAAACACAACCAGCGCCUUUUAAAUAAAAUACCUGUUUCUAUA
Messenger RNA from Ahaetulla prasina, 3758 nucleotides. RefSeq names its product poly(A) specific ribonuclease subunit PAN3 (gene PAN3). The record is from RefSeq and is a predicted model, not a curated record. Gene Ontology annotation, cellular component: PAN complex; P-body. Gene Ontology annotation, biological process: mRNA processing; protein phosphorylation; nuclear-transcribed mRNA poly(A) tail shortening. Lineage: Eukaryota; Metazoa; Chordata; Lepidosauria; Squamata; Colubridae. The transcript has 19 exons. Gene Ontology annotation, molecular function: poly(A) binding; ATP binding; protein kinase activity. Bases 334 to 3006 code for a protein of 890 amino acids.